CAUGUCCAGCCCCUGAUGUGUGUCCAUUGGUGUUAGCUUCCCCUUCCCUCCUCCCCUUCUCUCCUGCUCGCCCUGCCCAUGUUUUGUGUGUCUCUGUCCAUCCAGACUCCUGACGUUCAAGUUCGCAGGGACGUCACGUCCGCACUUGAACUUGCAGCUCAGGGGGGCUUUUGCCAUUUUUUUCAUCUCUCUCUCUCUCUCUCUCUCUCUCUCUCUCUCUCUCUCUCCCUCUAUCUCUCUUCUCUCUCUCUUUUUUUUCUAAAAAAAAAAAAAAGCCAUGACGGCUCUCCCACAAUUCAUCUUCCCUGCGCCAUCUUUGUAUUAUUUCUAAUUUAUUUUGGAUGUCAAAAGGCACUGAUGAAGAUAUUUUCUCUGGAGUCUCCUUCUUUCUAACCCGGCUCUCCCGAUGUGAACCGAGCCGUCGUCCACCCGCUGCCGCCGCCGCCGCCGCCCGCCCCGCAGUCCACCAUGUCUCGCCGCAAGCAAGGCAAACCCCAGCACUUAAGCAAACGGGAAUUCUCGCCCGAACCUCUUGAAGCCAUUCUUACAGAUGAUGAACCAGACCACGGCCCAUUGGGAGCUCCGGAAGGGGACCAUGACCUCCUCACCUGUGGGCAAUGCCAGAUGAACUUCCCAUUGGGGGACAUUCUUAUUUUUAUCGAGCACAAACGGAAACAAUGCAAUGGCAGCCUCUGCUUAGAAAAAGCUGUGGAUAAGCCACCUUCCCCUUCACCAAUCGAGAUGAAAAAAGCAUCCAAUCCUGUGGAGGUUGGCAUCCAGGUCACGCCAGAGGAUGACGAUUGUUUAUCAACGUCAUCUAGAGGAAUUUGCCCCAAACAGGAACACAUAGCAGAUAAACUUCUGCACUGGAGAGGCCUGUCCUCCCCUCGUUCUGCACACGGAGCUCUAAUCCCCACGCCUGGGAUGAGUGCAGAAUAUGCCCCACAGGGUAUUUGUAAAGAUGAGCCCAGCAGCUACACAUGUACAACUUGCAAACAGCCAUUCACCAGUGCAUGGUUUCUCUUGCAACACGCACAGAACACUCAUGGAUUAAGAAUCUACUUAGAAAGCGAACACGGAAGUCCCCUGACCCCGCGGGUUGGUAUCCCUUCAGGACUAGGUGCAGAAUGUCCUUCCCAGCCACCUCUCCAUGGGAUUCAUAUUGCAGACAAUAACCCCUUUAACCUGCUAAGAAUACCAGGAUCAGUAUCGAGAGAGGCUUCCGGCCUGGCAGAAGGGCGCUUUCCACCCACUCCCCCCCUGUUUAGUCCACCACCGAGACAUCACUUGGACCCCCACCGCAUAGAGCGCCUGGGGGCGGAAGAGAUGGCCCUGGCCACCCAUCACCCGAGUGCCUUUGACAGGGUGCUGCGGUUGAAUCCAAUGGCUAUGGAGCCUCCCGCCAUGGAUUUUUCUAGGAGACUUAGAGAGCUGGCAGGGAAUACGUCUAGCCCACCGCUGUCCCCAGGCCGGCCCAGCCCUAUGCAAAGGUUACUGCAACCAUUCCAGCCAGGUAGCAAGCCGCCCUUCCUGGCGACGCCCCCCCUCCCUCCUCUGCAAUCCGCCCCUCCUCCCUCCCAGCCCCCGGUCAAGUCCAAGUCAUGCGAGUUCUGCGGCAAGACGUUCAAAUUUCAGAGCAACCUGGUGGUACACCGGCGCAGCCACACGGGCGAGAAGCCCUACAAGUGCAACCUGUGCGACCACGCGUGCACGCAGGCCAGCAAGCUGAAGCGCCACAUGAAGACGCACAUGCACAAGUCGUCCCCCAUGACGGUCAAGUCUGAUGACGGCCUCUCUACCGCCAGCUCCCCGGAACCCGGCACCAGCGACCUGGUGGGCAGCGCCAGCAGUGCGCUCAAGUCCGUGGUGGCCAAGUUCAAGAGUGAGAACGACCCCAACCUGAUCCCGGAGAACGGGGACGAGGAGGAAGAGGAGGACGACGAGGAAGAGGAAGAAGAGGAGGAAGAGGAGGAGGAGGAGCUGACAGAGAGCGAGAGGGUGGACUACGGCUUCGGGCUGAGCCUGGAGGCUGCGCGCCACCACGAGAACAGCUCGCGGGGUGCGGUGGUAGGCGUGGGCGACGAGGGCCGCGCCCUGCCCGACGUCAUGCAGGGCAUGGUGCUCAGCUCCAUGCAGCACUUCAGCGAGGCCUUCCACCAGGUCCUGGGCGAGAAGCAUAAGCGGGGCCACCUGGCUGAGACCGAGGGCCACAGGGACACUUGCGACGAAGACUCGGUGGCCGGCGAGUCGGACCGCAUAGACGAUGGCACUGUUAACGGCCGUGGGUGCUCCCCGGGCGAGUCGGCCUCGGGAGGCCUGUCCAAAAAGCUGCUGCUGGGCAGCCCCAGCUCGCUGAGUCCUUUCUCCAAGCGCAUCAAGCUGGAGAAGGAGUUCGACCUGCCCCCGGCCGCGAUGCCCAACACGGAGAACGUGUACUCGCAGUGGCUUGCCGGCUACGCGGCCUCCAGGCAGCUCAAAGAUCCUUUCCUUAGCUUCGGAGACUCGAGACAAUCGCCUUUUGCCUCCUCGUCGGAGCACUCCUCGGAGAACGGGAGCUUGCGCUUCUCCACGCCGCCCGGGGAGCUGGACGGAGGGAUCUCGGGGCGCAGCGGCACGGGAAGUGGAGGGAGCACGCCCCAUAUUAGUGGUCCGGGCCCGGGCAGGCCCAGCUCAAAAGAGGGCAGACGCAGCGACACUUGUGAGUACUGUGGGAAAGUCUUCAAGAACUGUAGCAAUCUCACUGUCCACAGGAGAAGCCACACGGGCGAAAGGCCUUAUAAGUGCGAGCUGUGCAACUAUGCCUGUGCCCAGAGUAGCAAGCUCACCAGGCACAUGAAAACGCAUGGCCAGGUGGGGAAGGACGUUUACAAAUGUGAAAUUUGUAAGAUGCCUUUUAGCGUGUACAGUACCCUGGAGAAACACAUGAAAAAAUGGCACAGUGAUCGAGUGUUGAAUAAUGAUAUAAAAACUGAAUAGAGGUAUAUUAAUGACCCGCCCUCACUCCCACCUGACACCUUCCUUCUCACCACCCCUCCUCCCCAGGGCCCUCCAGCCCCACUCCCUGUAGGAUUUUUUUCUAGUCCCAUGUGAUUUAAACAAACAAAAAACAAACAAACAGAAGUAAUGGAAGCUAAGACUAUGAGAGUGCUUGUCACCAGCACACCUGUUUUUUUUCUUUCUUUUUCCUUUUUCUUUUUCUUUUCUUUUUAUUUUUAAAAAUUUUUUUCCUUUAUGUUCUCACCGUUUGAAUGCAUGAUCUGUAUGGGGCAAUACUAUUGCAUUUUACGCAAACUUUGAGCCUUUCUCUUGUGCAAUAAUUUACAUGUUGUGUAUGUUUUUUUUUAAACUUAGACAGCAUGUAUGGUAUGUUAUGGCUAUUUUAAAUUGUCCCUAAUUCGUUGCUGAGCAAACAUGAGCAAACAUGUUGCUGUUUCCAGUUCCGUUCUGAGAGAAAAGAGAGAGAGAGAAAAAAAGACCAUGCUGCAUACAUUCUGUAAUACAUAUCAUGUACUGUUUUUUUUUUUGUUUUUUUUUUUAAUAAUGUGAGGAGGUAGAACAGUCUUUGGGUUAACCCUCUAAAGACAGAAUACAUAGCACUGAAAAAAAAUCUCUAUGAGCUAAAUGUCUGUCUCUAAAGGGUUAAAUGUAUCAAUUGGAGAGGAAAGAAGAAAAGGCCUUGAAUUGACAAAUUAACAGAAAAACAGAACAAGUUUAUUCUAUCAUUUGGUUUUAAAAUAUGAGUGCCUUGGAUCUGUUAAAACCACAUUGAUGGUUCUUUCUACUUGUUAUAAACUCGUAGCUUAAUUCAGCAUUGGGUGAGGUGAUAAAACUUAGGACCUAGCAUAUAAUUCUAUAUUGUAUUUCUCACAACAAUGGCUACCUAAAAAUAUGACCCAUUAUGUCCUAGUUAAUCAUCAUUUCCCCUUUAGUUUAACUUUGUGAACAAAAACUGAUUAUACCAGUAUAAAAGCUAUUUUGCUCCUAAUGAGAGCUUAAAAGAAACGGGCUGCUUUGCCCAGUUUUAUUUUUUUUAAACAAUGAUGAAACUGAAUGUGUAAUGUGCAAAAGCCCUGGAACAUGAUUAAAUGCAUUAGUAAAAAGUUCAUUUUAUGAAGAUACUUAUUUUAAAAGAUAUCUUAAAAAUUCUGACAUCAAAAGAAAUAGAUCCAGAUCCACUUGGUUGUCAAAUGGACAAUCAAAUGAUAAACUUAAGACCUUGUAUACCAUAUUAAAAAGAAGAGGCUGACGAUAAGGUUUGACAGAGGGUAACAGAGGAAAAAAAACAAGUGAUUUUUUUAGCACAAUAUGGUACUAUUUGCCAUUUUAAACUAGAACAGGUAUAUAAGCUAAUAUUGAUACAAUGAUGAUUAACUAUGAAUUCUUAAGACUUGUGUUUAAAUGUGACAUUCUUAAAAAAAGAAGAGAAAGAAUUUUAAGAGUAGCAGUAUAUAUGUCUGUGCUCCCUAAAAGUUGUACUUCAUUUCUUUUCCAUACACUGUGUGCUAUUUGUGUUAACAUGGAAGAGGAUUCAUUGUUUUAUUUUAUUUUUUUAAUUUUUUCUUUUUUUAUUAAGCUAGCAUCUGCCCCAGUUGGUGUUCAAAUAGCACUUGACUCUGCCUGUGAUACCUGUAUCUUUUCUCUAAUCAGAGAUACAGAGGUUGAGUAUAAAAUAAACCUGCUCAGAUAGGACAAUUAAGUGCACUGUACAAUUUUCCCAGUUUACAGGUCUAUACUUAAGGGAAAAGUUGCAAGAAUGCUGAAAAAAAAUUGAACACAAUCUCAUUGAUGAGCAUUUAAAAAAAAAAAAAACUAAAAAAACUUUGCCAGCCAUUUACUUGACUAAUGAGCUUACUUACUUGGACGCAACAUUGCAAGCGCUGUGAAUGGAAACAGAAUACACUUAACAUAGAAAUGAAUGAUUGCUUUCGCUUCUACAGUGCAAGGAUUUUUUUUUGUACAAAACUUUUUAAAAUAUAAAUGUUAAGAAAAAUUUUUUUAAAAAACACUUCAUUAUGUUUAGGGGGGAACUGCAUUUUAGGGUUCCAUUGUCUUGGUGGUGUUACAAGACUUGUUAUCCAUUUAAAAAUGGUAGUGAAAAUUCUAUGCCUUGGAUUACACACCGCUCUUCAGGUUGUAAAAAAAUACAUUGGGGAAAGGUUUAAGAUUAUAUAGUACUUAAAUAUAGGAAAAUGCACACUCAUGUUGAUUCCUAUGCUAAAACACAUUUAUGGUCUUUUUUCUGUAUUUCUAGAAUGGUAUUUGAAUUAAAUGUUCAUCUAGUGUUAGGCAUUAUAGUAUUUAUAUUGAAGCUUGUAUUUUUAACUGUUGCUUGUUCUCUUAAAAGGUAUCAAUGUACCUUUUUUGGUAGUGGAAAUAAAAAAAGACAGGCUGCCACAGUAUAUUUUUUUAAUUUGGCAGGAUAAUAUAGUGCAAAUUAUUUGUAUGCUUCAAAAAAAAAAAGAGAAACAAAGUGUGACAUUGUACAGAUGAGAAGCCAUAUAAUGGCGGUUUGGAGGAGCCUGCUAGAAUGUCACACGGACGGCUGUCAUAAGGGUUGUACAUAUCCUUUUUCGUUCCUUUUUCCUGCUGCCAUACUGUAUGCAGUACUGCAAGCUAAUAACGUUGGUUUGUUAUGUAGUGUGAUUUUUGUCCCUUUCCUUCUAUCACCUUACAUUCCAGCAUCUUACCUUCAUAUGCAGUAAAAGAAAGAAAGAAAAAAGAAAAGAAAAAAAAAGGUUUUGCAGUUUUUUUCAUUGCCAAAAACUAAAUGGUGCUUUAUAUUUAGAUUGGAAAGAAUUUCAUAUGCAAAGCAUAUUAAAGAGAAAGCCCGCUUUAGUCAAUACUUUUUUGUAAAUGGCAAUGCAGAAUAUUUUGUUAUUGGCCUUUUCUAUUCCUGUAAUGAAAGCUGUUUGUCGUAACUUGAAAUUUUAUCUUUUACUAUGGGAGUCACUAUUUAUUAUUGCUUGUGCCCUGUUCAAAACAGAGGCACUUAAUUUGAUCUUUUAUUUUUCUUUGUUUUUAUUUUUUUUAUUUGGAUGACCAAAGGUCAUUACAACCUGGCUUUUUAUUGUAUUUGUUUCUGGUCUUUGUUAAGUUCUAUUGGAAAAACCACUGUCUGUGUUUUUUUGGCAGUUGUCUGCAUUAACCUGUUCAUACACCCAUUUUGUCCCUUUAUUGAAAAAAAUAAAAAAAUUAAAGUACACAAUGUAAGCUUCUUGUGUCCUCAUUUGACACACUCUGUAAAUUACUUUCAAGAAAAUAGCAGGUUUUAAGAGAAGGCCAGUCAGUCUUUUUCAGGAUUAUUUCAAUGGGCAUUUUGAUGCGUGUAUUAUACCCUAAAGGAACAUAAAGUACUUACUAAAAUAGACAUAUCUCAAACCAUGGACAUGGUUUUUAGGCUUUACAGUUCUAGAAUAAUUUCCAAGAAAUGGAAAGCGUUUCCAGUCUGAUGUUAAAAACUUGCUCCAUCUCUUAAGAGAAAUCCAUUCAGAUGUAAGUGGUAAACUUGCUGGUAAUAGCAUCUGAAACUUUUAUUUCCUUUGGAUUUUUUGCUGUUCUUGUUGUCUAAAAGUUUUCUUCUAUUCUGUCAUCACUGCCCUAGCUUAGAACAUAAGGUAAAAAGGGUUUGGUUUUUUUUAAAAUCAGCUUUUAGCUUCUCCAUAACAGGCUUUCCUCAUAACAAAAAUGACCCCACUCCUCAAACCUAAAAACCCAGAAACAAAGGCAUCAAGUUAAAAAAAUAAUCAAAAAGGAAGGAAAGGAAAAGAGAAAAAGAAAGCAGCAACCAGGGGUAGCCAGACACAGCCAAAUCUCUGGGAUCAGCUACUGAUUUCCUGAGGUGCAUGGUAGCUUGCCUUAGGGUUCUGGGAGCCAGUGGACUGUAGAUGCUACAGACUGUUUUAAGUGUUUUUAUAGGUACCUGGCUGACAGCAAGAGAGGAUGGGGUACCCCUUCAGUUAUACUUUGAUCAACCCACAGAUUUAUGAAAUGUCUUUGAAAAACAAGUUAGGUCUAUUUAAAAAAAACAAAACAAAACAAACCCUCUUUGGAAAUCUAUGUUGUCGGUUUCUCAAAUACUGCAUGUUGCAGCAUCGAUUUGCUUGAUUAAAACUAAUGCCUCUGUGAUACUGUCUCCCUGUUCCCAGUGUAGAUGAAUGGAUCUGACAUUGUUCUUAUUUUUGUAAAAACCAAAACCAAAGCUGUUCUGUUGUCUUCUUGUGGUAGCAGUUUUGUGCUCAGUUCUUAGGCCCUAGGGCCAGUGAGUGAGGUGGACUUUUCAAGCAAUGCCUUUUAUUGGAAGCAAGAAGAGUUUUAUCAUUUUAAAGUAUAGAGGAAGUAGGUAUUUUUAAAGACAGUGUGGUGGGAAACAGGGAUCCAUGUAGGACAGUGGAGAACACUGCACAGGAGCUGAGCUGGUGUAGGGCUGGGUACCUUGGAGAACUUGAUGUUUGUCAGUGAACUGAGAAAAGAUAAGUGUGUUUUAGAUUAGGUGACUCCAAAACUGAAUCCAAAAUGCUGUUCAGACAGAUAGAAAUAUUCCCCAGUGCCACGGUUUUAGAUGUGGUAAUUUCUGCUCUAUCAUAUUAAAUGUUCAUAAAACUUCUGUGUGUCCCUAUUGCUCUUUUAUUAGGAGCUCUGAGUGCAGCUGUGUAGGUUUUAUAUACAGUAUUCAUUUUAAUUUUUCAGUAUAUGAUGCUGUUAGUAUAAUUAGGUUUUGCAUCCUGACAGAAUUAAUGGAUACUGUAUUCUUGUAUGUUCAGAUUUCUUAACUCAAACGGAACAGGGAGGGGGGAAAACAGCUGGUGAUAAAUCACAGAUUAUGUUUGAUUUACAUGGUCCCAAAGUUAAAUAAAUUUAUUGGGAGACAGAUUCUUCAGGUUAUUUUGUCUCCUAACUUACGAUAAAAUAUUAUUUCUGAAGCUGAGUGAAUAAUAAGACCAUGAAAACAGCCAAUAAGAAUAUAACUUACAAGUAACAUUUUGUAUCCAGAAUCCUAAAAUUUAAAAUCUUACUAUAAAAUAACAUUUUUAGAGGUCCAUAGAACUAUUAAUUCCUAUUGUAAAAAUAAGAAAAUACUAAGAACAUUACUAUGUCUCAGAUUUCUCAGUUGUUUUAGUAACAUUCUUGAGGUGCUGAUGGAAUUUUCUCUAUGUAUCUGAACUCCUGACAAAAUGUUCCUUUGGAUUUUUAUUUGAAAUCAAGUUAAUAAACAGGAAUAUAGCAAAUACUCUUCUCACAGAUUUAAAUCCAGAAAUUUCUCCGGUACAUGUACAGUACUACCUCCUUCCCGAGAUCAUUUGCUAUCCUCGUGUUGUUUAGGACCUACAAAAGGACUGAAACCAACACGUUCUAAAGGUUGCUAAGAAAUGGGGUGAACAUGUUCAUCAUGUGUACAGCCGUGGCAGAAAGUGUGAAGUAGCUGAGUUUUUCCCAGGGUGUUCUGUGACUAGAACUGUUUAUUUAAAUACCAUUUGUUGUGUAUGCAAUAAGUCCAUUUUGUACAUAUUCAUAAUGGUUGGGGUAGAGGAGGGAGCAGUGGAUUAGAUACCAUUUCAACUGGAGAAAUAAGGAAAUGAAGUGGUUUAUUCACAGACACUGAAAGUUUGCUGAAAUGUACUGGGAUUGUUUGGGGCCAUUCUGAAAAGGAAUUAGAAAUCUCAGGGCCCAUCUUGUCCUGCCUCUAGUACUAUACUCAGAGACUAAGGGAAGAAAUACUGGGUUUUUCUAACCUCCUUAAACACACAUGCAUGCAUGUGUGUGUGUGCGUACAUACAGAUACACACAGGAUUGCUGAUGACCAUUGUAAUUGUGUAUUCCUCAGUAUGAAUGUCACUCCAUUGUCCCUGCCCUUCGUGUGUUCAAGAAUGUAUCCAUCCCAUUCUUUUUUUAAAAGGCAGUUUCCCUAAAAAAAAAAAAAAAAAAAAAAAAAGGGAUUGGCAGUGUUCUUUAAACCUGCAUAGAAAACUUUUUAAAAAGACUACUAACUUUUAAAAGGUAUGAGCUUCUUAGUAAAUUUUCCUAAGCAUCUUCUGAGGCCCUGCAGCUUUACCAGUAGAGAAUAAAUGAACCCAUUUUUAGAGAAGUGGAUACUAAAAUAUAGAGAUGGGUUGGGAUUUUGUAUGUUUCCUCCAGGGCCGCUACAGUGGCAAGUUGUAGACAUGGGCAGUUUUGCUUGCCAGCGUCUCCUUACUCCAUAUCUUGUUUAUUACUGUGCAUGGCCAGGGGAUCCACCUUCAGGAGGACGGGCCUGUUUGUCUCUCUCUCUCUUUCCCAGUGUCACCUGUGGUCAUGGGAUGCAAUUAAUUUCUCCCUUCCAAAUGGAAAGGGAGACGAACAUGGUUCAUGUGGGUUAUUGUACUUUAGUAUCUAAACUUGAUUGAAAACGACUAAAUGGUUGAUCCAAAUACUAUUUUUCCUUUCUGUAACAUGGCAAAUCUAUGUAAAGGAAGUACGUGUUUCUAACAGGUCUUUCAUAAAGAUAGCAGAAAAGGCAAAUUAAGCAAUUUCUCCCCAGUUUCUUCUAAAGCAGGAGCCCCCAGAUCCACCAAGGGUCCGCAUUUGUUUGUUCAGGCUUUUAACUAUCAGCAGCAGAUUAGACAAAGAGGUUUAACAGGGGUGUCAGCUAACUGGGCCUCAACGACAGUGACUAGUGCUGGACUGAGAGUGGGAGUCCCCAGAGCCCACCUGGACACAGCAGGCCCCGCAGCCCAGGUCUCCUCUGCUCAAAGGGGUAUGCAUGAGAGCAGCUGAGCUCCAGACCCCAGGCCUCCUGCAGCACCGAGUCAGGGGAGAGGAGGCCCCAGGCCCCUGCUUCGGGUCACCAUGGCAACGAGGCCUGGCCUGCCACAGUGGUAGCCCUCCUCGGCACAUCCACAUCCGGACUCUCAGUUCUGCUGCUUCAAGUCAAUGUCCACAGCAAGGGAGGAACCUGAUGAAAAUAACCACUCCCUUUUUCCCUUCACCAGUGCCUUACCCCCCUGACAAAAAAGAAUAAAGAAAGAAAGAAAGAAAGAAAAAGAAAGAAAGAAAGAAAGAAGGAAAAAAAAGAAAUAAAAGAAAAAAACUGCAUGUUUGAAAGAAACUACAGGCAGUUUUGGUGCAAUUUGAGAGCAACUAUUUUGGGUUCUGGUUUUCUCUUCAGAGAUUUGUUCGCCUCUUGUAAAUCGUUGGCUGCUUUGACGUUGAACUUGAUGACAUUUCAUGUUUUUGUUGUGCUGCUUUCACAUCAAUUUUUUUUAUUUCUUUAUAAUUUUAUUAUUAUUUUAAGAAAACGACCCCCUCCCUAUUCCCUCCCUUGUUCUCCUCAACCAAAGGACUGUUUCCUACUAAGUUUUCUUAGUCAUAAAGGAAAGUGUUUCCUUCCAGGUGUGCCCUGAGUUUAGUAGAACUAUCAUAUGCCUGGGUGGGGGGAAUCUGGGUCUUUUGGGGGAUGGAGGGGAGGAGGGUCUGGGAAAGUCUCUCAAAGCUCAGGCAUCUGGGGUGGGGAGACAGCAUUGGAAAUCGUGCUUAAGAUACCAGUGGCUCAACCUGUGGUUGAUUUAAAUCAUAAUUUAAAAUGCUAGUGAAAGAACAGAAAAUCACCGGGCCAAGUCACACCUGUACU
Molecule: messenger RNA, 10603 nt
Organism: Heterocephalus glaber (naked mole-rat)
Lineage: Eukaryota; Metazoa; Chordata; Mammalia; Rodentia; Bathyergidae
Gene: Bcl11a
Product: BCL11 transcription factor A
Biological process (GO): negative regulation of dendrite development; regulation of transcription by RNA polymerase II
Cellular component (GO): nucleus
Molecular function (GO): RNA polymerase II cis-regulatory region sequence-specific DNA binding; DNA-binding transcription factor activity
Source: RefSeq, a predicted model, not a curated record